This is a messenger RNA of Penicillium egyptiacum, 1041 nucleotides long. The record is from the annotation of a GenBank genome assembly. Lineage: Eukaryota; Fungi; Ascomycota; Eurotiomycetes; Eurotiales; Aspergillaceae.
AUGCCUUACCCCGAAGAAGCUGAGGGCUUCCAGGUCGAUGGACCUAACAGCUACACCCAGUUCCACAAGCGCCACUUCAAGCUGAAGCCUUUUGGCGACUAUGAUGUCGACGUUAAGAUUGAGGCCUGUGGCAUAUGUGGCAGUGACGUGCACACUAUCAGCGAGAUCGUCGGUCGGGCAAUCCGUGUCGGACCUAAGGUCACACUAAUCAAGGAAGGCGAGCGCGUUGGAGUCGGCGCGCAGUCCUACUCCUGCGGCAAGUGCAAGCAGUGCCGCAACGACAACGAGACAUACUGCCAAGUUGAGCCGAUGGACACCUACGGCUCGAAGUGGGCCGACAGUGGCAUCGUCAGCCAGGGCGGAUACUCAUCACACGUGCGGACACACGAGCACUGGGUGUUCCCGAUCCCGGACGCGCUGGAAACCAACUCGGUUGCUCCGAUGCUGUGCGCCGGACUGACGGCGUACUCGCCCUUGGUGCGCAAUGGUACUGGUCCUGGCAAGAAGGUUGGAAUCGUUGGACUGGGUGGCAUUGGUCACUUUGGAAUCAUGUUUGCUAAGGCGCUGGGCGCAGAGACGUGGGCUAUUUCGCGCUCGCGUGCUAAGGAGGCGGACGCUCGCAAGCUCGGUGCUGAUGGUUACAUUGCUACAGCCGAGGAGGGAUGGGAGAAGGAUCAUCUAUGCUCGUUUGAUUUGAUUAUCAACUGCGCUAACUCUUCGGAGGGCUUCGAUCUUGCGCGCUAUCUGUCCAUGAUGGAUGUUCAUGGGCGCUGGAUCAGUGUUGGCCUUCCUGAGGAGGAGGGUCAGGUCAUUAAGGCUCAGAACCUGAUCUCCAACGGUGUUCUUAUCGGUGCCAGCCACCUGGGUAGCCGUCGGGAGAUGCUGGAUAUGUUGCAGCUGGCUGCAGAUCGGGGUCUUAAGGGUUGGGUAGAGGAGAUUGCCAUCGGAGAGGAGGGACUCAAGGAGGCCAUGCUGCGCAUGAAGAAGGGCGAUGUCCACUAUCGGUUCACUCUCACCGGAUAUGAGAAGAUCUUUGGAUGA